Emericellopsis cladophorae is the source of this 381-nucleotide messenger RNA. Its product is annotated as Nascent polypeptide-associated complex subunit beta-like protein. The coding region runs from base 1 to 381 and encodes 126 amino acids. The record is from RefSeq and is a predicted model, not a curated record. Lineage: Eukaryota; Fungi; Ascomycota; Sordariomycetes; Hypocreales; Bionectriaceae. The transcript has 2 exons. Gene Ontology annotation, cellular component: cytosol; nascent polypeptide-associated complex.
AUGAAGCGUGCGCCUCCUCGCUCUGGCGCCGACGACAAGAAGCUCCAGCAGAACCUGAAGAAGCUGGGCACCCAGCCUAUCCAGCAGAUUGAGGAGGUCAACAUGUUCAAGUCGGACGGCAACGUGAUCCACUUUGCCGCUCCCAAGGUUCACGCUGCUGUCCCCAGCAACACCUUUGCCAUCUACGGCAACGGCGAGGACAAGGAGCUGACCGAGCUCGUCCCCGGUAUCCUGAACCAGCUUGGCCCCGACUCUCUGGCCUCGCUCCGCAAGCUCGCCGAGAGCUACCAGAACAUGCAGAAGGGCGAGAAGGGCGAGGAGGACGAUGGCGAGAUCCCCGACCUGGUGGAGGGCGAGAACUUUGAGAGCAAGGUCGAAUAA